Messenger RNA from Exophiala dermatitidis NIH/UT8656, 2501 nucleotides. Its product is annotated as T-complex protein 1, theta subunit. The transcript is spliced from 3 exons. Gene Ontology annotation, molecular function: ATP hydrolysis activity; ATP-dependent protein folding chaperone; ATP binding. Gene Ontology annotation, biological process: protein folding. NCBI's taxonomy places the organism in Eukaryota, Fungi, Ascomycota, Eurotiomycetes, Chaetothyriales, Herpotrichiellaceae. The coding region runs from base 129 to 1919 and encodes 596 amino acids. Gene Ontology annotation, cellular component: chaperonin-containing T-complex. The record is from RefSeq and is a predicted model, not a curated record.
CGGAGUUUCUACGUUGCAGUUGGAUCAAAUAAUUCCUGCCAGUGUCCCGCAUCAGUCCAUGCCUUUCGUCUCCCUCCUCAACCGUUAAUCCAACCAAAAUCCCUUCCGCCAGUGAUAGUGAUUCUUCAAUGUCCCUCACGAUACCUCAGGCCUCUCAGGCGGGCCUUUUCAAGCCGGGAUACACGAGUUACGAUGCCGAAGAUGGCGCCGUCAUCCGCAACAUCGACGCCUGCCGGACGAUUGCACAGACGGUGCAAACAUCAUUAGGACCGUACGGACGCAACAAAAUCGUCAUCAACCACCUUUCGAAAAUGAUUCUGACAUCUGAUGCCGCCACGAUCCUGCGUGAACUCGAAGUAGUACAUCCAGCGGCCAAACUCUUGGUCAUGGCCAGUCAACAGCAAGAAGCCGAGAUGGGCGACGGGACCAAUAUGGUCAUUGUGCUGGCGGGCGAAUUGCUGAAGAAGGCGGAAGAGUUGAUUCGAAUGGGACUCAAAACAAGUGAUAUUGUUAGUGGGUAUGAGAAGGCGCAGGCAUAUGCGCUGAAGGCGUUGGAAGAGCUCGAAGUCGACAGUGUAGCCGACGUCCGGUCACCGGAAGAAUUGCGCAAAGCCCUUCGAACCGUCAUUGCGGCCAAACAGUCGGGCUCCGAGGAUGUCUUGUCCAAGCUGAUCGCCGAGGCUGUUCUGGCUGUGCUACCCAAGAAUCCGGCCAACUUCAACGUCGACAAUAUCCGAGUGGUCAAGAUCAUGGGAGGAGACUUGUCGUCGUCAAAGGUUGUGAAAGGAAUGGUAUUUGGCCGGGAACCUGAGGGAUCAGUCAAAAAAGCGAAAAACGCCAAAGUCGGAGUCUUCUCGUGUCCGAUCGACAUUUCUCAGACCGAGACGAAGGGGACCGUGUUACUACACAAUGCCAAGGAGAUGAUGGAUUUCUCUAAAGGCGAAGAAUCCCAGCUGGAAGCGGCGAUCAAGGAACUCUACGAUAGCGGACUGAGGGUGGUGGUUGCGGGCGCUAAUGUCGGGGAACUGGCAUUACAUUUUUUGAACCGAAUGGGGAUCCUGGUGAUCAAAGUGCUCUCCAAGUUUGAGCUGCGCAGACUGUGUCGCGUCUGUGGUGCCACGCCUCUUGCACGUCUGGGAGCACCCAUGCCCGAUGAGAUGGGCAGCAUCGACAUCGUCGAGACCAUGGAAAUCGGCGGCGACCGAGUCACCGUGUUCCGGCAAGAGUCCGACUCGGCCGUCACGCGCACCGCCACUAUUGUGCUCCGAGGAGCCACGCAGAACCAUUUGGACGAUGUGGAGCGGGCCAUCGACGACGGGGUUAAUGUCAUCAAGGCUGUCACCAAGGACUCGCGACUCGUGCCUGGUGCCGGUGCCACUGAGAUGCAACUCGUCGAACGGCUGGGCCAUUAUGCAGACAAGACGCCCGGUCUGCCUCAGUACGCCAUCAGAAAAUAUGCCGAGGCCUUUGAGGUUAUUCCGCGCACGUUGGCUGAAAGUGCUGGGCUCGAUGCCACUGAGGUUUUGGCGAGAUUGUAUACUGCGCACCAACAGCGGUUGAACACGAGUGAAGUGAAGAGCCGGUCUGGAGCCCGAAAACCCACCAAGGGUGACGAAGUUGAGGAAAGUGAUGAUGAAGAAGAAGAAGAGGAAAGCGCCUCGUCUUCGUCCUCGGCUGACACAUCCGACUCAGAGGAGCCGUAUUGGACUACCGGGGUCGAUGUCGAUGCCUCAGAUGCCUCGGGUAUUCUGGAUGCUGUGGAAGAACAGAUUCUCGAUCUCCUUGUGACAAAAAGCUGGGCUAUUCGGUUGGCCACUGAGGCCGCCAGAACGGUUCUGAGCGUUGAUCAAAUCAUUGUCGCUCGCCAGGCUGGUGGGCCGAAACCGCCUGGGCCAAAUCCUAACUGGGACGAAGACUGAAUAGGAAAAUAGAAUAAUUCCGACAAUUGUUGCGGACCAGUUCUGACUCUUGUUGCAAAUCCCAACGAGGCGCUUCAUCAAUUGGUUUGUUUAUUUGUCUUUCGGGCAGCAAGUCAAAGAGACACCCGACGUCUGAAAUACAUGUCCCUUGUCAUACACAUCUCUGCGGUCGUCAGAUGGUCCGCUGAUGACAUGCAGAGUGUGAAUGCGAGCGCGAAUGCGAACGGAACGGCGGGAAAUACAGGUCAACCUUGCAGUGGCUAUCCUGAAGCUGAAGGCCAGCAUGUAACGGUCGCGCCCAGAGGAAUUGUACCGCAUGGGAUCUACUACUGUAGUACUACUCGGCAAAAGGGGGCAUCUGCCGCAAGCAGGCUGAGCCUCACUCAGCUUGCUGCGAUUUUGUGCAGUGGUUGGUACCUAGAGCACUGGAGAGCACCAAUAAAUACUAAGGCACAUUUCGCAAUGGACUCUCCUGAUAAUGGUGUAUACCUACUGAGGUAUCUGCCCUGCUAUAGAUAGGUACAGUAGCAGUAUUAUCGGUAGCAGUAGGUCAACAACUUGCACAGACAUUUAUUAACAGUA